This is a messenger RNA of Angiostrongylus costaricensis, 543 nucleotides long. The record is from the annotation of a GenBank genome assembly. NCBI's taxonomy places the organism in Eukaryota, Metazoa, Nematoda, Chromadorea, Rhabditida, Metastrongylidae.
AAUCUUCGACUAUCUGGUCUUACACAGUCGUCUAUUUAUCUAUUUCAACUUCGAUCAAUCAACAGUCGUGGAUUUUCAUCCGAUUUAACUCGACCACCGGCCACAUUUUUCACUCUCAGUGAAGAUGGCACCGAUGUGGCGGUAGUGACUGGAAAGAGUGAGUCCAUUCCACGUCCAAUCAUUAUACUGCUUGCUAUUGGUGGGACGCUCUUACUGCUAUUCAAUUGUGUUUUACUCUGUUACUUACAACGACGAAAUAAAAAGAAAAAAAUUCAAGAAAAAACCGAAAUGGUACGAACGGCAAUCAACGGAGAAACUGUGCGACCAGUUCAGAUGUAUGGAACAAUGUUACAGGCAGAAGGCGCUCCACAUUGUGAACGAGAUGAGCGAGACAUUCCAGAGGCAAGUGAAGACGAUCACAGCGUACGAACGAUGAUUGUACGAAUAAAUCUAGAAGUGAAUCCGAACGGUUAUAUGCAACAAAUCGAUCCAUCAUUGUAUGAGCGAAACUGUCUAGUGCAAUAUGAGUUUGAUGGUGAGUAA